GACCGGCGGGGCGAGUCGCGUUUUCGAUGCUCGAGUCCGCGAAUUGUUAGACGGUGCCGCCGCAGUGUCGUGCCGACCGUCGCCGCGAUCACCGCACGCCCGCGUUCACAAUCGCAACUGACGCCUCCCCCCCGCCACUAAAUCCGCCGAUCACGAUUCGCCGACCAACGAGAGAACAUUUACGCGACGAUCCGUGUUCAACAGGAAAAAAAUGGUUUCGUCGCGAAGCCCGAAGUGUGCGAACUGAUAUCGCGCGCGCAGGAUUUUCCGACAGCCCGCCUGCUGUUCGUUUAUCGUUUCCCCUCCCCCUCCUCAACAUCGUCAUUUUCACGACCACGUAGCAAUACGUCAGGAGGUCCUCUGCGUCAGCGAACCGACGACCGUAUAGCGCACACGACACGGUCACGACCGCUGCGCUACAACAAUGACCGUAACUUACACGGCGGAGGUGGCCACGUGCCGCGGUUUCGGAUGUUUUCUGAAAUUGCUGAUGAGGUGGCGAGGUAGUAUAUACAAAUUAGUGUGGCCAGAUUUAGCCGCAUUCCUUAUUUGUUAUUAUACUCUAAAUUUUACGUAUCGUUUUAUGUUAAAUGAACAACAAAAACGAAUAUUUGAAAGCAUAUCGGAAUAUUGCGAAACGUACAGCGAUUUGAUACCAUUGUCCUUUGUACUGGGAUUCUACAUAUCUAUAAUAAUGCAAAGAUGGUGGGACCAAUAUUGUUCGAUCCCGUGGCCCGACCCGAUAGCGGUUUAUGUGAGCUCACAUAUUCAUGGACAGGACGAACGAGGCAGAUUAAUGAGACGGACGAUAAUGCGAUAUGUUUGUUUGGGAUUGACUAUGGUGUUCACCAGUAUAAGUCCAAGAGUAAAGAAACGUUUUCCUACACUAGAUCAUUUCGUUGAAGCUGGUUUAUUAUUGGAAAACGAAAAAACAAUAAUACUAGACUUGAACGACAAAUUCCCUAGACAUUCCAAACACUGGUUACCGAUCGUGUGGGCGGCAAGUAUUGUGACCCGGGCCAGGAAAGAAGGACGAAUCCGAGACGACUUUUCGGUCAAAACUAUAAUCGAUGAAUUGAAUAAGUUCCGCGGCCAAUGCGGUUUACUGCUCAAUUAUGAUUCAAUAAGUGUGCCUUUGGUUUACACACAGGUCGUCACGUUAGCUGUUUAUUCGUUUUUUAUCACAACCGUGAUGGGACGACAGUGGUUGGAAAAACCUCUGAACGAAAACUCGUUCACGGCAAAAUCAUCGGGAUCGAGCCCGCCGCAUUACAAUUACAUCGAUUUGUAUUUUCCAGUGUUCACUACUCUGCAAUUUUUCUUUUACAUGGGUUGGCUCAAAGUGGCCGAAUCACUGAUCAAUCCGUUCGGAGAGGACGAUGAUGACUUCGAAGUCAAUUGGAUCGUUGAUCGUAAUGUCCAAGUGUCUUAUCUGAUCGUCGACGAGAUGCAUCACGAGCAUCCAGAACUAAUCAGAGAUCAAUACUGGGACGAAGUGUUCCCGACGGAAUUGCCAUAUACAGUGGCCGCGGGCGAACGUGAACGACAUCCCGAACCGUCGACGGCCAAUAUAGCAGUGUCAGACGCAGAUGCGGAGUAUUCAAUGCCGCCCAAAGGUUGCGACGACGGACAAACUCUUGAUGAAGAUGACGCAAACAGCGGCAUACACUUCGUAGCAAGCGCGGGUAGCUACAAGAGAUCAAACAGUCUACUGCGCGGGCGGCCGGUAUCGACGCACAGCUCUUCCGAUCAACCCAACCACUUGAACAAUCACAGCGUGGCCAGUUCACUCAAUCGCGUUGGUUCGGUAACGUCCAUACUGAAGAAUCUGUUCAAGCGCACCGGCACUUCUGCCCAGUCGACCACUGACGGGUUGCUAUCAAGAGUAUCAAGCAGCAAUAGAUUUCCCGGCAGUAGCUGGCAGAGUCAAGAAAGUCUGCAAAGUAGUAGUAGCAAAUUAUUGCAACAACAGUUCGGGAGUGUCCGCAUCGCCGAUCAGGUUAUAGAAGAGCUUGACGAGCAGAUGACGAUUACAGCUGGAGGCAGACUGGAAAAACGUAAUGAGAAGCCGAACGUGCGUACAGUGUUUCCUCCGCAGCCACCGUUGCCCAACGAAUCAGCGUCGUCUAAUUUAUCGAACAUCACUUACACUGAAGUAUUAUCAGUGAACGAUGAGUUUGGAAAUAAACAAAGCGAUCAAUUGGUACGUAGUGACAGCGACAGCAGUAAUCGUCACACUCCCAGUACGUCUAGUUUGAUAUUUGUCGUUGAUCCAGUAACCAGCGAAACUGCGGCAAACAACUCUCCUAAUAGUAGAACUUCAUCAGUCACCAACGAUAAUGAAACAUCAAGACGAACACCCGAACAUCAUGACUAGUAUUAUUUCUUAAUAAUGGGCUAGUGUUUUGUGAAAAUAAAUAGUUAAUUUUGUAAUUAUGAAC
Molecule: messenger RNA, 2441 nt
Organism: Sipha flava (yellow sugarcane aphid)
Lineage: Eukaryota; Metazoa; Arthropoda; Insecta; Hemiptera; Aphididae
Product: bestrophin-4-like
Exons: 10
Coding region: 425-2377 (650 amino acids)
Molecular function (GO): chloride channel activity
Source: RefSeq, a predicted model, not a curated record